Molecule: messenger RNA, 2438 nt
Organism: Spinacia oleracea (spinach)
Lineage: Eukaryota; Viridiplantae; Streptophyta; Magnoliopsida; Caryophyllales; Amaranthaceae
Product: heat shock cognate 70 kDa protein 2
Exons: 2
Coding region: 248-2203 (651 amino acids)
Molecular function (GO): ATP-dependent protein folding chaperone; ATP binding
Source: RefSeq, a predicted model, not a curated record
AUACAAACGCUAAACAGCUGUAUGCUCCUUCCUCGCUAAGCCUUUUCCCACCGCCCUUCAUUCCUAGGCUGAAAAUUAGCAACCCAGAACAUUCUAGAACCCAACAAACUUCCCUUUUCCUCCGCUUCCUAUUUAAACGCCCCUUCUCCUUACCCUAAUUCCACUCAUUAUAUUCUUCCUCAAUUUUGCAGUAACCAAACCCUGAUUUCUCCCUCUCAAAUUCUUGUUGUAAAAUCUAGCGAGUACAAUGUCCGGUAAAGGCGAAGGUCCGGCGAUCGGUAUCGAUCUCGGCACGACCUACUCGUGCGUCGGAGUAUGGCAGCACGACCGUGUUGAAAUCAUUGCUAAUGACCAGGGUAACAGGACGACGCCAUCUUACGUCGCUUUCACUGAUUCCGAGAGGUUGAUCGGUGAUGCUGCGAAGAAUCAGGUCGCUAUGAACCCUAUCAACACCGUAUUUGAUGCUAAGCGGUUGAUUGGUAGAAGAUUCAGUGAUGCUUCAGUUCAGAGUGACAUGAAACUCUGGCCAUUCAAGGUUAUCCCUGGUGCUGGUGACAAGCCUAUGAUUGUGGUCUCAUACAAGGGUGAAGAUAAAGAGUUUGCCGCUGAAGAGAUUUCAUCUAUGGUUCUCAUUAAGAUGAGAGAAAUCGCAGAGGCCUUCCUUGGUUUAACAAUAAAGAACGCAGUUGUGACUGUUCCUGCCUACUUCAAUGAUUCUCAACGUCAAGCCACAAAAGACGCUGGAGUUAUUGCUGGUUUGAAUGUCAUGCGAAUUAUUAACGAGCCUACUGCAGCUGCCAUUGCUUAUGGUCUUGACAAGAAAGCAACCAGUGUUGGUGAGAAGAAUGUUUUGAUCUUCGAUCUCGGUGGUGGUACCUUUGAUGUUUCUCUCCUCACUAUUGAAGAGGGUAUAUUUGAAGUUAAAGCCACCGCUGGAGACACCCAUCUUGGUGGUGAAGAUUUCGAUAACAGAAUGGUGAACCACUUUGUGCAAGAGUUUAAGAGGAAGCACAAGAAGGAUAUCAGUGGCAACCCUAGAGCUCUUAGAAGGUUGAGGACUUCUUGUGAAAGAGCAAAGAGGACUCUCUCAUCCACCGCUCAAACAACAAUUGAGAUUGAUUCUCUUUUCGAGGGAGUUGAUUUCUACACAACCAUUACUCGUGCUCGUUUUGAAGAGUUGAACAUGGAUUUGUUUAGGAAGUGUAUGGAGCCAGUUGAGAAGUGUUUGAGAGAUGCGAAAAUGGACAAGAGCACAGUACAUGAUGUUGUUCUUGUUGGUGGAUCCACUAGAAUUCCCAAGGUCCAGCAGUUGUUGCAGGAUUUCUUCAAUGGCAAAGAGCUCUGCAAAAGCAUCAACCCUGAUGAAGCUGUUGCUUACGGGGCAGCUGUUCAAGCCGCUAUCCUAAGUGGUGAGGGCAAUGAGAAGGUGCAGGAUCUUUUGCUUCUGGAUGUCACCCCUCUCUCCCUGGGUUUGGAAACAGCCGGUGGUGUCAUGACAGUGUUGAUCCCCAGGAACACAACCAUCCCAACCAAGAAGGAACAAGUGUUCUCAACAUACUCUGACAAUCAACCUGGUGUGUUGAUCCAAGUCUACGAGGGUGAAAGAACAAGAACCAGGGACAACAACUUGCUAGGAAAAUUCGAACUUUCUGGCAUUCCUCCAGCUCCAAGAGGAGUCCCUCAGAUUACUGUGUGCUUCGAUAUCGAUGCCAAUGGUAUCUUGAACGUGUCUGCUGAGGAUAAAACCACAGGGCAGAAGAACAAGAUCACCAUUACAAAUGACAAGGGUAGACUCUCAAAGGAAGAGAUUGAGAAGAUGGUCCAAGAGGCUGAGAAAUACAAAUCUGAAGAUGAGGAGCACAAGAAGAAGGUGGAGUCAAAGAAUGCUCUAGAGAACUACGCCUACAACAUGAGGAACACUGUUAAGGAUGAGAAGAUCAGCUCCAAGAUAUCAGAAGCUGAUAAGAAGAAGAUUGAGGAAUCCAUUGACAAUGCAAUCAACUGGCUUGAAAGCAACCAGCUUGCUGAGGCUGAUGAGUUUGAAGAUAAGAUGAAGGAGCUGGAGAGUAUUUGCAACCCCAUCAUUGCUAAGAUGUACCAAGGUGCUGGUGGUGAAGCCGGUGGUGUGCCCAUGGAUGAUGAUGAGGUCCCCUCUGCUGGUGCAAGCAGCGGCCCUGGACCUAAGAUUGAGGAGGUUGACUAAAUUUUCUGUCAUGUUGGGCAGUUAGAAAGAUGUUUGGUUUCGUUUCCUGUCUGUUAGAAACAAUAUUUUUAGUGUUCCCAUUUAAAUUUUUGCUUAAAUGCAGCUUUGUUCGUCCUUUGGAUGAGCUAUAUAUGCUGCUUCUAUUAUCACUAGAGUUCUGAAUAUGUUGAAUAUUUUCGGUAUGUUCCAGUCAUUUUGUUUUUAUUGCUUUUGAAUCCAAGGAAAUUUAGGAGUA